This is a messenger RNA of Chironomus riparius, 1424 nucleotides long. Lineage: Eukaryota; Metazoa; Arthropoda; Insecta; Diptera; Chironomidae. The record is from the annotation of a GenBank genome assembly.
CAAAAAACCACGAGAAAACUGUCUGUAAAUAGAAUAAAAUAUUUAGCCGUCAAUAAGUAUAAUUAAGCAUAAAAGAUGAGUGAAUUGCAUACAUUUAAAGAACAGCUUGGAAAGUAUCUACUAAGGACAGAGAAUCCUGCAGAGAAUUUGAUAAAAUUUGAAGUUAAUGAUGGACCGGAUUUUUGUUUUACAAUAAAUCUUGAUUUAUGGGCUAAUUACUUUAAAUUCGAGGAAUCGAGAUCAUUCAACAAUAACAUAUUGAUCUAUGCUACAGAUAAUGAAAAUAAUGAUGAGAAACAAGCAAUGGAUGCAUUAAAAAAUGAAUCGGAAAAGUUUGCGCUUAAAAUUGAUAAUCUAGAAGUUAAAAACAUGAAAUGCUUCAUUAAAUUGAUGAGGAACAGCACGUUCAAGACAAUGUUUAAGUCCAUUCCAUCAGAGGAUUUCGGAAGGGCACAAAAAUGUGGAGAAACUGUGUCAAUCAAUAUAUUGGAAACUGAAAACUCGUCCAUUACUAAUUUCCGUCUACAGACAAUAAAUUUAGUCCUAAAGAACCUUAUCUCAUACUCACAAUAUACACUGACUGAUGACUCAACUGCCGAUCACAAAGUUUUGUUGACAACAAGAUCGAAUUUCAAGAGAGAUAAUGAAUGUACAAACUCAGAUAUAACAAUUGUAUGCUCUGUUGUACGUGACAUGGACAGGAACAAUAAGAAGAUAUCUCAUCAAUCAGCAGAUGACUAUAUGAAGAAAAGGAUUGAUGACAUGCAUCUUAUGGCUCUUCAUAAAUAUGGAGUUCGUAUAAAGUCUGAUGAUAAUUUCUUAAAAUUAAAGGAACAUCUUGGAACUGCCGCUGGAAAAUUGGACAUGAUUGAAGUCAAGCAUUCAAAUCCUUUAACUCUCACAUUUGACGUGAAGCAAGCAUUUAUACUUUAUAAUUCAGCUAGGAUUGAGACACUUUUGAAGAGUUUUAAUGAGAAAGUAGCUAGUGGAUAUUAUCAGCCUUUGCCCGAACUGGAUGAUAUCGAUAUGAAUCUAUUGACUGAUAACGAGGAAUGGAUUUUACUCAAACAAUUAAUGCUAUAUCCCGAUGUCAUUAAAAACUCACUUGGUGAUUUAAAGAACGGCAAAAUUGGACUUCAUUUACUUUAUAAAUAUCUACAGCAUCUCGCAAAGGCAUUCAGCAACUAUUAUAGCAAGAAGAAAGUAUUAACUGAGAACCGUCCACAACUUAUUCCAAUUUUACACGCUAAAAUCCAUUUAUUGAAAGCCGUUCAGACUAUUUUCAACAAGACUUUGAGCAUUUUUGAAAUUGAACCAGUAUCGUUCAUGUAAAUCCAUAACAGCUAUGGACCAAUUACGUUUUUAAAAUUUUUAACGGAUAUUUUAGAUUCGAAUAAUUUUCUUUUGAUUAUUUUGAAAACCUG